UUGGUCUGAACAUCUACCCAAUCCACCGUCACUCACCACUCUCUCUCUCUUCCCAACAGUCAAUCCCACCUCCUCCAAAAACCCACCUUCACUCUUUCUCCACCAUGCCUGCCCAUUAACAGGUUUCUCUCUCUUCACCAUACCUGCCCAAUAACAGAUCUGUCUCUCUCUCUCUCUCAUCAUGCUUGCUGAAUGGUUGGUAAGAUUCUCUCUCUUUCUGUGCUGAUUCCUGUCAAACAAUAAGCGUCCUUCCCCUUCUCUUCCCUAAGUCAGUAGCUUUCCUCUCUCUUGUAAAAUAAUCUACUCUUUCUCUCUCCUUCAGAUAUCCUCCUGUAAAAUAAGCUCCUCCUCUCUCCUUCAGAUCUUCACAUGCCUACAGAAGAAUAAAGUCUCUCUUUGAUCUUCAUCAUCUUUAGCUCUUGUGCGGUCUUCUUCGAAGAUCCUUCAAGAUCCUCUCUGCAAUUAUUACUACUCCAGUCCAGCUUGCCUCCAUGGGAAGAAGAAAAACAGAAUCCCCUGGUGUUGUAUGUCUUGAUUAUCACUGUAUCUCCUUACCCCAUGUAGUGGUGAUUGUGGGGCUGCUCUUGCUCAACCAGAGUCCAGCAGUCGUGGCGGAGGAUGAUGUGCAGUGCCUUCGGGCCACCAAGUCUGAGCUGUUGGACCCGCAGGGCAACCUUGUCUCGUGGAACUUUGGUAACACCUCGGCGGGCUUCAUCUGUGCCUUUGGGGGAGUGACGUGCUGGCAUGAGAACGAGAACAAGGUACUCGACCUCCGCCUCUCCUCCCUCUCCCUCUCAGGCCCUGUCCCCUCCUCCCUCCGCCUAUGCUCCUCCAUGACCUCCCUGGACAUUUCCAAGAACUCCAUCUCAGGACCCAUCCCUGCAAACCUUUGCGACUGGCUCCCUUUCCUCGUCACCCUCGACCUCUCCCACAACCAGCUCUCUGGCCACAUCCCUCCUGAACUCGUCAACUGCCGCUUUCUCAAUACCCUUCGCCUGGACUCCAACAAACUGUCGGGCCAAAUCCCCUACCAGCUUGCUAGCCUUGACCGCCUCGCCCACCUCUCACUCUCUGGUAAUUCUCUCUCCGGUGCCAUCCCCUCUGGUUUGUCCAAAUUUGAUUCCUCUGCUUUUGCAAACAAUGGGGGCCUAUGUGCCCCCCCUGUGUCAUCUUCUUGCAACUCCAAGACCAAAGCAUCCACUGUCAUCAUCAUUGCUGCUGCCGCUUUUGGUGCGUGUGUGUCGCUGGCAUUCGCGUUCGGGAUGUGGUGGUGGUUUGUGCGCGGGCACAAAGGCAAGGGCAAGGCUGAUGGGGGGGUGCCAGAUGCGUGGGUCGAGAAGCUGCGGGCGCAUAGGCUUGCACAUGUAUCCAUGUUUCAGAAGCCACUGGUCAAGAUCAAGCUCACCGAUCUCCUCACGGCCACCAAUGAUUUUGAUCCUGGUAAUGUCAUAACUUCUGGGAAGACGGGGACUUCGUAUCGGGCGGUUCUCGCUGAUGGAUCUGCCCUUGCGAUCAAGAGGAUCCACUCAUGCCCCCUCUCUGAGAAGCAAUUCCGGUCAGAAAUGAAUCGGCUAGGUCAAUUAAGGCACCCAAAUCUUGUCCCUCUUCUUGGCUAUUGCAUUGCGGCUGAUGAGAAACUACUUGUGUACAAAGACAUGCCUAGUGGCACUCUCUAUUCCUUGCUUCACGAUAAUGCAGGUCGAUGUGAUGGGCAUGAACUUGAUUGGGCUAUGAGGCUUAGGAUUGGGGUGGGAGCGGCAAGGGGCUUGGCUUGGUUGCACCAUGGGAACCCGACCUCAUUUAUCCAUCGCAACAUUAGUUCGAACACGGUGCUCCUUGAUGAAGACUACGAGGCUCGAAUUACGGACUUUGGGCUUGCUAGGAUCAUGAGCCCUGUUGAGACCCACCUGAGCACAUUCAUCAAUGGUGAUUUUGGGGACUUCGGUUAUGUUGCACCAGAGUAUUCAAGCACUCUCGUGGCAUCCCUUAAGGGAGAUGUGUAUGGAUUUGGGGUUGUUCUUCUCGAGUUGGCAACUGGACAAAAGCCUUUGGUGGUCGAAAAUGCAGAGGAAGGGUUUAAGGGGAAUUUGGUGGAAUGGGUCAAUCGACUCUCGUCGAGUGGGCGGAUAAUAGAUGCAGUUGAUGCUUCUCUUAGAGGAAAGGGCAAUGAUGAGGAGAUUCUGCAGUUUAUGAGGGUGGCUUGUGCAUGUGUGCUCUCUAGGCCAAAGGACAGGUCUUCUAUGCAUCAGGUUUACCAGUUGCUUAAGGGUAUCGGUUCGACCCAUGACUUCUCUGAGCAGUAUGAUGAGUUCCCUUUGUUGUAUGGGAGGGAUGAUAAGGAACACGAUGAGUGAGAGGCUCUUAUGGGAGAGAGGAUGGAAAAUUUGAUUUUCUCGAUGAUGAUGAUGUUGAUGGCCUGAUAUGCUUGAGGCGCCUCUCUUACUAGUCCAACGAUCCUGUUUGAAUUAAGUGAAUGGUAUGGUUUGCUUUUGAUAGACGUUUUGACAUUUGAAUUGUACAGUUGGGUGUUUGGCUGUACAAAAGGUAAUCAAGAGCUUGGGAACUGUACCCUUCUCAUUUCUUCUUUUGGAGCUGACCAUGUUACUUGUUUCUGGCAAGGACAGCUUCUCUUCGAACCCUUUUGUAUUCUCUAGAGAUUAUUCUGAGUUUCUGACCUUUGAAAAUACCGCUUUGGAAGGAAAAUGGGCAUCCAAUUGGCUCUUGUACUGGAGCAUGCUUGAGUGACACAUUAGUAGAGGUUUUUUUUGAUUAGUAACAUAUCCUUGCUCUAUUGCAUUUCCAGCAUCUGCAGUUUCCAUUUUUGUGUUUCUCAGUGCUUAAGUUUGGCUACUUGUUCUCUUUCUCUCUUAUAUUUGGUGGUAUGGUUAAGGGAAUUCCUUUAUGUUAAUGAUUGACACUUUAAUUGUUUCUGGGAAGAAUCCUAACAGAGUGAAUAAUACAAUUUAGACUAUGUUUUGUGUGGA
This is a messenger RNA of Amborella trichopoda, 2984 nucleotides long. RefSeq names its product putative inactive receptor kinase At1g27190. The record is from RefSeq and is a predicted model, not a curated record. Gene Ontology annotation, molecular function: protein binding; ATP binding; protein kinase activity. Gene Ontology annotation, biological process: protein phosphorylation. Lineage: Eukaryota; Viridiplantae; Streptophyta; Magnoliopsida; Amborellales; Amborellaceae.